Messenger RNA from Fusarium redolens, 772 nucleotides. RefSeq lists its product as uncharacterized. NCBI's taxonomy places the organism in Eukaryota, Fungi, Ascomycota, Sordariomycetes, Hypocreales, Nectriaceae. The transcript has a single exon. Gene Ontology annotation, molecular function: protein binding. The record is from RefSeq and is a predicted model, not a curated record. Bases 12 to 716 code for a protein of 234 amino acids.
CUGUAAAGCUGAUGGUGAAUUCAAAUCAUUUAGAUGCCAUCUUGCACCACGCAUCUCUAGCCUGCGUCAUGUCUAAACCAAAGAAUUGGCCAGAUGGCUUCCCGUAUCUCAAGGCACCUCUUCAUGACAAGAGUCUAACUCCAGCGCACAUACAAGCUCUUAAAUACAAACCCUCUGCUUCAAGUGGCAUUCCCAUCAUCCCAUCGCCAGCAACAACAGCACCAUAUAAUCUGGCCAAAAUCCAACCUAUUUCGGACCCAUCACACCCAGCAAACGGUCAAAGGGGUCUCUUCGCAGCUCAGAAUCUCGCACCUGGUAGCUUCAUCCUCGCAUAUCUGGGCCGAGUGCACUCAGGCUCAGCAUCCUCAACAGAGAGCGACUACGAUUUAUGGCUGGACCGAGAGCUUGACGCGGCUGUUGAUGCUGCGAGUGAAGGAAACGAAGGACGCUUCGUGAAUGACUUUAGAGGCGUGGGUGAGAGAGCGAAUGCGGAGUUUAGGACGGUUUGGUGCGAGCGAUGGGGAGAGCUAUGUGUGGGAGUUUGGGUGCUUGGAGGUGGGAAGAAGAAGAAGGGAGUAGGAAUCAAGAAGGGGGAGGAGAUUCUUGUCAGCUACGGUAAAGGAUUUUGGGGGGAGAGGAAAGUGGAAGAGUAUGAGUAUGAGUAUGGGUGUGAGGGAGACAAUGGAGAGGGAGUUGGUAGUGAUGUCGCAUCAUGAUAUAUAUGCACCUCAAGAUAGUUCCAGCUGUUGUGUUUUGACAUUUUGUUACUAAC